Molecule: messenger RNA, 1940 nt
Organism: Elaeis guineensis (African oil palm)
Lineage: Eukaryota; Viridiplantae; Streptophyta; Magnoliopsida; Arecales; Arecaceae
Product: CBL-interacting protein kinase 6
Biological process (GO): protein phosphorylation; signal transduction
Molecular function (GO): protein serine/threonine kinase activity; ATP binding
Source: RefSeq, a predicted model, not a curated record
AGGAGGUCAGGCAUUCGGGUUCUCUUACCAUCUUUCUCCUCUCUGAGGUUUUUGGAUUAAUCUCUCUUCAUCUCCCAUUUUGUUCUCCUCUUUUCUACUCUUCUGGUCUGCUCUCACUCUCAAGGGAAUGCAGCAGGAUGUGGAGGAGGUCAAGCCCUGAACUCGGCGGUCGGCGGACGAAGCACGCCGGCCGGACGUGCCACCGGAAACACGUCGAGGACGGAUAGACCUCCCCCGACCAUUCUCUCCUUCACCCUUCCUUUCCUCUCUAAUCUUCAAAAUUAAGAAGAGAAUUCUAGAAGACGACUUCCUAAUGGAGGAGGUGUCCCCACCCACCGCUUCGUCGGAGGGCCGCGCCGUCCUCCACGGCCGCUACGAGCUCGGCCGCCUCCUCGGCCACGGCACCUUCGCGAAGGUCUACCUCGCUCGCAACCUCCGCACCGGAAAAGCCGUGGCGAUCAAGGUGUUCGGGAAGGAGAAGGUGAUUCAGGCGGGGAUGAUGGAGCAAGUGAAGCGAGAAAUAUCGUUGAUGAAGAUGGUCACCCACCCUAACAUCGUGGAGCUCCACGAGGUGAUGGCCACCCGCUCCAAGAUCUACUUCGCCAUGGAGCUCGUCCGCGGCGGCGAGCUCUUCACCCGCAUCGCCCGCGCCGGCCGCCUCAAGGAAGACAUCGCCCGCCACUACUUCCGCCAGCUCAUCUCCGCCAUCGACUUCUGCCACAGCCGCGGUGUCUACCACCGGGACCUCAAGCCCGAGAACCUCCUCCUCGACGAGCAGGGCAAUCUCAAGAUAGCUGAUUUCGGGCUCAGCGCCUUCGCCGACCAUGUGCGCCCCGAUGGCCUUCUCCACACGGCCUGCGGCACGCCGGCGUAUGUCGCCCCCGAGGUGUUCGGCAGAAAGGGGUAUGAUGGCGCCAAGGCCGACCUGUGGUCCUGCGGCGUGAUUCUCUAUGUGCUUCUUGCUGGAUUCUUGCCUUUCCAGGAUGACAAUCUUGUGACGAUGUACAGAAAGAUUUAUCGCGGAGAUUUCCGCUGCCCGCCGUGGUUCUCGUCCGACGCCCGACGGGUCGUCACCAAGCUGCUCGAUCCCAAUCCCAACACUAGAAUUACGGUUGCCAAGCUUGUUGAGAUGCCCUGGUUUAAGAAGUCGUCGCUUCGGAAAGAGGUGCCGCCGGCUUCGGUGGUGGUGGAGGAAAAGCGGGGGAAGAAGGAGGGGGAGGAGCCGGAGCGGCUGAAUGCUUUCCAUUUGAUAUCUUUCUCGCAAGGGUUCGACCUUUCGCCACUGUUUGUGGAUGGGGAAAGGAGGGAGGAAGGGAUGAGGUUUGUGACGAGGGAGCCGGCGAGUGGGGUGGUGGCGAGGCUGGAGGAGGUGGCGGCGAAGGCGACGGGGAGGCUGCGGGUGACCAAGAGCGGGGCAGCAGGGGUGAGGCUGGAAGGGGAGGAGAGGGGGGAGGAAGGGAGGCUUGCGGUGGCGGCGGACAUCUUCGCGGUGGCGCCGUCGGUGCUCGUGGUGGAUGUUAGGAAGGACGGUGGUGACACGGUCGAAUACCGGAGGUUCUGCAGCGACGAGCUGCGGCCUGCCCUCAGGGACAUCAUGUGGACGUCCUCCGACAGCCAGACCGCCGCCGCGUGAUGGGUAUCUGAAGCUAUUGUGUCCUCUGUGACUGUAAUUAUUGGUGUGUCUCUUCCAAAGUUCUAAUCUUUGGUCUACAAAUUAAGAAGAAAAAUAGAAAGGUGAGGAGGUAAUCUGUCUCAUAUCUGUUUCGAUCCAUGAGUCCAUUUGGUUUUGUGAUUGUUGAAGGCCUUGGGCCGGUCUUUUGGUGUUUCCUUCUUUGUGUAUUCUUGUUCCAUUCUCCAUUGAACUAGUUGAGAUAUGGAAUCAUGUGGUGUAUUCCUAAAGUUUCAUUGAAGUAUUUGAAGGGAAAUUUGCUUCUAUUUUC